GAAAUGAAACGGAUCAUAAAAAUUUUCUUUAUGAGCUGUUUCCUUCAAGGUACUCUAUGCCGGGACUGGGCGGUCUUCCUGCCUCAGACGGUGGAGGGGCUGAGUGGCUCCUGUGUGCGGAUCCCCUGUGCCUUCAGCUUGCCCUCAGAGUGGGAUGGGUUCCUGGAUGAUUCCUGUAAAGCCAUAUGGAGGAGAGGCAGCUGGAGCCGAACGCAGGUGUUUGACUCCAGCCUGACUGGAGCGAGCGUCGGCCUGAACAUCCUGCAGGGAAACCUGACGGGGCUCCUCAGUGACAAAAACUGCACCACCAUCUUCAACAACCUGCCGUCCAACCAUUACGACGACUAUUACUUCAGGCUGCAGUGCGGUAACUCCCUGAAAUUCAACUUUCAAACUAGUGUCCGCAUCACCACACAAGAUUCUCUUCCUGGACCCACUCUGACUCCAUCCAGACUAGAAGUAGAGGAAGGAACUCCGGUGACUUUGAACUGCUCGGCUCUUGCUCCCUGUCCUAUUCUCCCUCCAGUGCUGACAUGGACACCGAGUACAGGAGACAUCAAGGAGACAGUAGAAUCAAAAUCUAUAACUUCUGUCAUGAGCUUUAAUGCUUCUUACCUCGACAAUGGACAGAAAUACUCCUGCACCGUUCUCUAUAACCGACAGGCAGGAAAAAGUGACCUCAAGUAUGAAAAACAUCUCGUACUACAUGUUCUGUGUGAGUACAUCCAUUCAAUCAUCCAUUUUACUAACUUGCAAUUGGAGUUGUAA
Molecule: messenger RNA, 768 nt
Organism: Oryzias melastigma (Indian medaka)
Lineage: Eukaryota; Metazoa; Chordata; Actinopteri; Beloniformes; Adrianichthyidae
Product: myelin-associated glycoprotein-like
Exons: 3
Coding region: 4-768 (254 amino acids)
Source: RefSeq, a predicted model, not a curated record